AUGUGUCCAGCAAGACAAAAGAAGGCAGCCGAAAAAUCUAAGAAGGAGCUUGAAAGCGAGGAAGAAACCACUUCAACCACAGAUGUCUCGGAUUACACCGAUGAGGACACCGACGGCUCCAGCGAUUCCGGGAUUGGUUCUGAUGAUAGUUCCGAUGAAGAUUCUGGAUACUCCAGUGUUGACGAUGACAUGUCUGAAGAUGAUGACGAUACUGAUGACCUGGAUGAGGACAGCGGUGUCGAUGAGGAGUCCAGCUAG
Encephalitozoon intestinalis ATCC 50506 is the source of this 258-nucleotide messenger RNA. RefSeq lists its product as uncharacterized. Lineage: Eukaryota; Fungi; Microsporidia; Unikaryonidae. The coding region runs from base 1 to 258 and encodes 85 amino acids. The transcript has a single exon. The record is from RefSeq and is a predicted model, not a curated record.